Molecule: messenger RNA, 5013 nt
Organism: Zerene cesonia (dogface butterfly)
Lineage: Eukaryota; Metazoa; Arthropoda; Insecta; Lepidoptera; Pieridae
Gene: ace1
Product: acetylcholinesterase-like
Exons: 5
Coding region: 219-2288 (689 amino acids)
Biological process (GO): choline metabolic process; acetylcholine catabolic process
Cellular component (GO): plasma membrane
Molecular function (GO): acetylcholinesterase activity
Source: RefSeq, a predicted model, not a curated record
CAGUCUGAAGCCGCCCUCCGUAGUAGUCGCACGCGACCGCGAGUGCACCAGUGCCCAUAAACGAUCCGACCUUCAUACCGAAAGAACGAGACGUCUAUAUAUUUGGCAGUGAAGAUAAGUAUGUGAAGAGGCUUGGUCGCGCAUGUGUCAAGAACUCCUGUCAUGGCGUUUCGGAGAUAGUGCCAGGUGGUGACUGUGGGAGUGCGUGUAGAGGCGGCAUGCGCGUGUUGGUCGCGGCGAUCGCGGCGCUGCUGGCACGCGCGCUGGCGAGCCCGCACGAGCACCGCGCCAGGCACCACGCGCCCGACCACGCCGCGCACUUCCCCCUCCCCGCACCGGCGCAACCCUACCGCGGACACGGGGAAGCUGUACGAUACAACCCUGAAUCGGACACAAUCCUCCCACGCCUCGAAGAGCACGAAACCUCCUCGAAACGCGCCAGGUUCGAUGAAACGGAAACAUCAUCCAAGCGAGCGCACGACGUAUUCUAUUCCAACCAUGAACGAGUUGAAGAGCUCAUGGCCGACGAGCCCCGCUUCGGCCCGGACGAUGAUGACCCCCUAAUAGUCCGGACCAGAAAGGGUAGAGUCAGAGGAAUCACCCUCACGGCUGCGACUGGUAAAAAAGUCGACGCCUGGUUCGGCAUUCCUUACGCUCAGAAGCCGUUAGGCGACUUAAGGUUUAGACAUCCGAGACCCGUUGAAAACUGGGGCGAGGAGAUACUCAAUACAACGACACUGCCACAUACAUGCGUCCAAAUUGUAGAUACGGUGUUCGGAGAUUUUCCCGGCGCUAUGAUGUGGAAUCCCAACACAGAUAUGCAGGAAGACUGCCUUUAUAUAAAUAUAGUCUCGCCGAGACCGCGUCCUAAAAAUGCAGCAGUAAUGCUAUGGGUUUUCGGUGGUGGUUUUUAUUCUGGAACUGCUACGCUCGAUGUUUAUGACCCAAAAAUUCUUGUGUCAGAGGAGAACAUUGUGUAUGUUUCUAUGCAAUACAGAGUUGCGUCACUUGGGUUCCUAUUUUUCGAUACAGCUGAUGUUCCUGGUAACGCUGGACUAUUUGAUCAACUUAUGGCGUUAGAAUGGGUAAAAGAUAAUAUCGCAUAUUUUGGAGGGAACCCUCAUAAUAUUACAUUGUUCGGAGAGUCAGCAGGUGCGGUAUCAGUUUCUCUGCAUUUGCUUUCUCCUCUAUCAAGAAAUUUAUUCUCUCAAGCGAUUAUGCAGUCUGGUGCAGCAACGGCUCCUUGGGCCAUUAUAUCUCGGGAAGAAAGUAUACUCCGUGGUAUGCGAUUAGCUGAAGCUGUUCACUGUCCAAGUUCAAGAACAGAUAUGGGUCCUAUGAUUGAAUGCUUAAGAAAGAAAAGCGCUGAUGAUCUCGUUAAUAAUGAAUGGGGAACCUUAGGCAUAUGUGAAUUCCCAUUUGUUCCAAUAAUCGAUGGCUCAUUCUUAGACGAAAUGCCACGGCGGUCUUUGGCCCACCAAAACUUCAAAAAGACGAAUAUAUUAAUGGGUUCAAACACAGAAGAAGGUUAUUACUUUAUUCUGUACUAUUUGACGGAAUUGUUUCCAAAAGAAGAAAACGUUGGUAUAACGAGGGAGCAGUAUCUUCAAGCUGUUAGGGAAUUGAAUCCGUACGUAAAUGAUGUCGCUCGUCAAGCAAUCGUGUUUGAAUAUACGGAUUGGAUAAACCCUGAUGAUCCUGUGAAGAAUAGAAACGCUUUGGACAAAAUGGUUGGAGAUUACCAUUUCACAUGUGGGGUAAACGAGUUUGCUCAUCGAUAUGCUGAAACUGGCAACAACGUAUAUACUUAUUAUUUCAAACAUCGAAGCAAGAAUAACCCUUGGCCAUCGUGGACGGGUGUGAUGCACGCCGACGAAAUCAAUUACGUAUUCGGUGAACCUUUAAAUCCUGGAAAGAAUUAUUCUCCAGAAGAGAUCGAGUUCAGCAAGCGGCUCAUGAGAUAUUGGGCUAACUUUGCUAGAUCAGGAAAUCCAUCCAUAAAUGCUGGAGGAGAUGCGACGAAAGUACAUUGGCCAGUGCAUACAACUACUGGUAGAGAGUACUUGUCUCUCGCGGUUAAUUCCAGCUCAAUUGGCCAUGGCCUUCGCGUGAAACAGUGUGCUUUCUGGCAGAAAUAUAUCCCUCAACUUAUGGCUGCUACAAGCAAGCCGGAUCCACCACAAAAUUGUACCAACGUCGCGAUGGCGCCACGGUCUUCUUAUGUAGCUUUGAGCAUGAGCUUCGUCUCAGCGGUUAGCUUACACACAAUGUGGUUCAAAUACGAUUAAAUAUUCUAUUGUACUAUAAAAACUAUUGCUCUGUAUUUUAUUAAACUAAUUUUUUGCUUGUGUAUUAGUUGUUGCCUGUGUUGAAGUAAUUUAAAGUUAAGUGUGGAUAACAGCUGUAAAUUAAUUCAAUAAAUAUGUGGUUGUAACAUUAUAAAAUUUAUUUGUAUGGUCAAUUAUAUAAUAUUUAUUUACAAAUAUUAUUAUACGUGAAAUAUUUUCUAAAAUUUAUUUUUAUAUGUAAAUUAUAAAUAUGUAUAUUUAGUUCUAAGCCAUUUUAAAUGUUAUAUUGCUAUGUAAGUCCACUCAGUAUUUCGUAGCGGAGUAAAAUUGUGUUGCCUGAUCGACGAUUAAGUAAUUUUAGGGGUAUUAUUGUUCAUUCUUGAAUGUUGUCUUUAAGGAGGAGUGAUCUCUCCAUCAACAUAUCACUUGUUACUAACAAAUUUUAGAACUAUGUAGUGAUAACAAUUUGUCGUAGCUCGUAAGUCUUUACAUAUCUUUGGGGAAUUUUGAGAAUGCGAUAAAAGCUGGAGUGUUCGUGAUGUUUUUAUUAUGGCGAAGGACAAAUCGAGAAGAGAGCGUGUUCCUUUGAAGAAAGGAUGAUCAAAACGAGACGAGCAUGAGCUGUAGUCAGAUGUAGAAGGAACAAUGUGUUAGCUUUAACGCGCCUCUAUUGCAAUACAUAUCACGCAAGGCAUAGAUAUGUCUAAAUUUAAUCAUUCUAGCCUUACAGUAAGGAUAGAUGUAAGUUAGGUCAUUUCAUAACUCUGUAGUGGACCAAUAUUAGAAAGUUGUACGUUUGAUGAUAAAACCGAUUCGGGGGUACAAAGUAAUGAUAGUGAAAGCGAACAAUGUAUUACGUACAUGAUAACGAAAUAGUUUACACGGACGAACGGGACAAAAUUAACUGAACAAAGUCUAUGGAAGUUCUUAGCCAGGCUAAGGUCAGAACCAAUUAUCAUACUAUAGAUAAUAUAAAAUUUUCUACCGACUUUAGGUUUUAAUAGGUACCUUUAAUGUUGCCUGAAUUGAACAAGACGGAUUGCAGUUUACAACAGUCAAAAUUAAUUUAAAUCGACGAAUAUUUAUAUUUCAAUAUUCAAUGUAUUGGAUAUACAUUGUAAAAUAUAUUAUAAAUUUAGAACAUACAAAGUAGUACCUUAAAGUAUUAGGAUCGAUAGUUGAUACUAGUUUAGAGGUCAUAGUCCAGCGGUUCAGCUUUCGAAUAUUGGUGUUUAAAUUAAAAUAGAGAAUUCUUCAUGUUAAGUUCAACAUUUUGAAGUUACUCUUAGUCCAACGUUCGGGAUAAGUUUAACGACUAUAGACAAACUGUGUUUCAGUCGUAAAUCAUUUAUUGUAAAUAAGGUAUUUGUUAGAGAUAAAACGUAGGAUUUAUUGUUAUUCGGCCCUUCGAUCUCUUGUCUUUAUUAAUUCAAGAGACCCCGGGUCUAUGUGUAUCAAAUAACCUGUUGUGGAAGACGAUACUUUAUGAGAUAUAGAAAUUGUACUAAGUGUAAUUUUAUGUAGUUGUACUUCGAUUGUUUCGUGUUUAUUUGUAAUUAGUGUAAUUAUAUGAAUUGAAAUUGUAUAUUUGUAUCAGAAAAAUCAACUCGUAUUUCGUCUAAGGGCAAAGUUCUAUUGGUCACGAUUAGUGAUGACACUAUUUAAAAGAAUUAGACUUUGUAUCCUAUUGCUUGCUUAUACGAUGUCUGUGAGCUGAUAGAGGAUGUAAUAUAGUGGUCAGUAUUCAUGUAAUUUCACGUUCGAUGUUUUAAGAACUACGCUUAUUUUAACCUGCGUAUAUAAACCUAUAGAGUGCCUCUUGUUCACUUUUAUAUAUAUUGAUACAACACUUAAUAUAGGUGAUAAAUGUAGUUGUAGACUCUUCUUCUAAAAUAAUUGCACGGAAUUCGUUAAUUUUUUUAUUUUUUUUUGACGUGUCCGAAAGAUUGUUAAGGGAUUUGUAGUGCCAAAACAGAAACUGAGAGAUGCGAUAUAUUUUAAUAUUGAGUACGAUUUGUUUAACAUUUUCCACAAGAUCCUGUACGCAAUUAAACGAUUAAAACGUCACUAGCUACUGUUAUUUUCAUGGUCACAUAUAUUAAAUUACAUUGGAGCGAUUUCAGUUAUGAGUAUGUAUGAUUCAUAUCAAAUGUAAUGUAAUUUGUAAGGCUUUUAUAAUUACAAUACAUAAUUGGAAGAUAUGUGAAAUGAAACAAAUAAACAAAAAUGUAUCCAUUUUAAUAAAACAUCACUGUGACUACAUUUAACAUAGAUCUACAGUAAAAUAUUGUACGUUAAUAUUGUGGUUUAUUUUCUUCUUAAUUAGUUCAUGGUCUUUUCUUUAAUGGUAAUGAGGAUUUGCUGUUAUUUUUACAACAGGGAUAAAGAAACUCUCGAGUAGUAAGAUAGUCCAUUCCGUUGAAAUGAAAAACCAUUAUGUUUUGUAAUUAAAAAAGAGUUAGAAGAGAUUUUGAAUAUUUUCCGCACUGAUAUUUGCCUGAAAUCCGCUUGGCUACAAUUAAUCUUCUAUGUACCUUAAAGGCCUAAAUGUAGCAAAUUUGAGCACGAGAUUUAAGAGGCCUAAGCAUCGCUAAAUUUAAUUUAUUUCAAGUUGUCUUAUUUAAAUUCUAAUAGUGAAACUUCGAGUAAGUUAUAUUAGUGCUAUGACUGCAUUAUUGAAUGUUUGCAUUUAAGUUUAAUUAUGAAAAUAAAUGCUUGUAUAUAA